AUGAUGGGCAUCCCAAUUCAGAGUGCUGCCGUGAUGCGUUUCGCUCGCAACCAGACUUUGAGAUUGGCUGGCGUUGUGUUCAGGCGUUACGAAACGAAGUAUUCGUCCAAGCCUUACGACAUGCACGUUCUAUCGCUUAGUACUACCACUGCAGAGCAGAAAGCGCCUUGCAUCGAGCACCUACUGGCUGCCGACGACGACGAGCUGGACCUGUACAGCCGCGGAAUCCGCAAACUGUUUACUAAGGAGGAGUUGGGGUCGAAGGAGUGCGAGUCCCUUCUCAGGUCAGAUUUCAUGACGCACGCUUUCAGCACUGACGUGAUUGAGAGGCUGAACUCUGAGAUCACCCAUGGCGUGCCUAAGCGAGCUCCAGCGACCAAUUUCACUCAAGCGGCGAGGAGGAACCUUCUGAACCAAGCGGCCGCGAUCCAUGUCUCAAACGGUGGGAAGCAUCCAACGAGACCCAUCAACAAGCCACUUACUUCGAGCAUGGAAGAGAUCGAGCGCCCACUGUUGCUGUGCGACCCCUCUGACGCAGUGGAGUGCGCCAUGGCACAAGCCGCCACCGACUCUGCCCUUGUCCAUCCCGAGCUGGCGGGUUCAUCGGCUGCGGCGGCGCUGCCAGCUGGCCCAGGCGACGCGGCGCAGGUGUCCGAGGAUGGCGUCGCUGUCGUUCCUGUCGGGGACCAGGGCGGACCAAUCUUCCCACCUUGCCGAACGGUAUCGGAGUGCAUCGACAUCCUUCCGCACGAGAACCCAAGUACUAAUAGUACUGGCAGGUUUGCACCUGGCCUCAACCCUUACUUGUUGGAGAAGAACCAGUGGCUGCGUGCUGCGAGGGCGCUGAGAGACUCUCCGAUGACCGAUGAGGAGGUGAAACAGGUGACGGAGGAAUUCCAUGUCUUCUGGGAGAACGUCGCCGACAAAGAUUGCCACAACGAGGCGUACGACGAGUGGGUGCGAGAGAAGCAACAACAUCAUGAACGAGAGCGCCCCUACAAGUACGUGCAGCAGUGGGGGGGCGGGAGCUUCGUCUCGCCAAUCAGCAGCGACGAGUUCUGCAAGCACAUCAAGGGUUCAAAAGGUUGGCCAAGCGAUGCCGACGUCACCGGCGCCAACCACGAGGAGGGCCUCGCCAAGGCAAACUACUUCGUGGAUUUCGGGCCUUCGAAGAGCACGAAUCUGUGGAGCCUCGGAGCUCGACCCCACAACGUGAACCCGAUGAAGGUCGCGGGGGGGAGGUUAAAGUUCAAGCUGGUCGAGAAGGGCAUCAGCAACGUCAUUGCCAGGCUGAACAGGACCAAGGUGGAGUCUGGCGACGUUAUGAUAAGUGAUAAGUUCAAAGUCGUGAACGCGCAGGCGUCCGAUGAGUUUGUCCGCGAGUGCUGCGAGCUGUUCUCGGCGAUGGAGCUUUGCGAGGUGGAGUGGGACCCCGUCGACGUGGACGGUACUCUUCUGUGGGUGGAGGUAAAGUCCGCGACCGCUCUCGGCACCUUGUGGAAGGAGGGCUUGCGCGUCCCACUGGGCAGCGCGGCCGCUAAGCGAAAGGACACCAGCGCCUCGACCUUCAAGAAAAUGAAGACGGACGACCCCCUGAACCCAUCCAGCGACACGGCGAAGACGUCGUCAUCGUGCGCCGCAUCGACCAAGGCUGCCAAUGGGAAAGUCGAUCCGACAAGUGCAUGCGGCCCGAUCGCAGCAGCAGUUACAAGAGGACCCAAAGGAGCAUUGGGCAGCGAUGCGGCCGUGGCUGCGUCGCUCGGCGCGGCAGGGGCCGCCGACGCAGGUGCCGACGAAGGCUUUCAGCUGGGCGCUUUGGACGGGGAGUUCGCGGUCGCUCUCGACGAGAUGGACGUGGCGGACCAGGAGGACGCAGAGAUCCAUGGCGGCGAUGACGAUAUGACAGAGCUGCUCGACACCUGGGGCGGCAGCCAAGAAGACCACCAUGACGAACGUCCAGACGAUGGCGAGAUCGACCUCGACGACCCCCAUCCUGCUCAUGUCGGGGCGCUUGCCAAGAUGUAUGAGGACGCAGCUGGCGGCGCUGAUGUCCCCAGUGGCGGCGCCGACGCUGGAGUUGAAGAUGGGCCUCUUGCCGAAGAUGUUGCUGAGCCUCCGCAGCCUUGGGAACAACUUGGGGAGCCAAGUGCGAGCGGAUUCGUGGCGUACAAGAACCGAACUAUCAUGAGGAUUCAGCGGGGUCGGCCUGCCAAGAGCGUUACCGUGACGUGCUACCGUCACACAGGAUAUUCAUUAUGCAUCACAGAAACGCGGUGCCCUGCGGACCAGGAGCUAUUCAAGUGGCUCUUCGAGGGCGACCCCAACAAUGACGGCGACUCCAAGGGCCAGAGGCGCGAGAAGGCGCGCAUCCACAUGGAUUCGGCCAAGAGCAGGUGGUAUGCGAAGAAGCCUGCUGCGAAGUGA
Prorocentrum cordatum is the source of this 2424-nucleotide messenger RNA. The record is from the annotation of a GenBank genome assembly. NCBI's taxonomy places the organism in Eukaryota, Dinophyceae, Prorocentrales, Prorocentraceae.